AUGCUGGACCCCAAAGACUGUGGAGUGACAAUGACGUCCAGUCAUAAGAUUUCUUUUUCUAUUGUUGAUAUAUUGGAUCCAAACAAAUUCAACAGCAAAAGAGGAAACGAACUUUCCAUCGUGAAGGAGUUUCCUGUGCCACAUGAAGAGGGAACAAGUUUGGAGUCGGACGGUGACGCAGGCGGAGACUUCAGAGUUGAGCGCACACAAGCAGAGGAAGAGAUAGACUCUGCAUCCCCCAGGCGUCAUGGUGGUGUUGAUAACUCUCUUCUGCUCUCCCCUCCGGCUGAAUCAGAGUCCUGUCUCCCCGGGGAAGAGGACGAUGGGGAGUCAGGGGCCGCCCAGCAGGAUCCCUCCCUGCACAAGCGGCAGCGAAAGGACCAGACCUGCGCCAAACCACGGAGAGCCAGAACAGCGUUCACAUACGAGCAGCUGGUGGCUCUGGAGAACAAGUUCCGCACAACCCGGUACCUGUCUGUGUGCGAGAGACUAAACCUGGCUCUAUCUCUGAGUCUGACCGAAACCCAGGUGAAAAUCUGGUUUCAGAACAGGAGGACCAAAUGGAAAAAGCAGAACCCCGGGGCGGACAGCAGCACCUUACAGCCCGGCUCCAACUCCCUGGUCAACCUCAGUCCAAACCUGACCCCCUGUGGAGCAGGCCCCGCCAGUUUCCACCAAACUUUCCCCAACUUCAGUGCUGGGAAUGUGAUCUUCCACACGGCCGGCGGUGUUCCACUUUCAUCCACUGGAGGGCUCUUGCAUCCCUUCAUGACCAGUGGUUUCGUCCAGCCCACUUAUUAUAACCCACAUCUAUGA
This is a messenger RNA of Notothenia coriiceps (black rockcod), 816 nucleotides long. It is a transcript of the gene nkx1-2a, whose product is annotated as NK1 transcription factor related 2-like,a. The transcript is spliced from 2 exons. Gene Ontology annotation, cellular component: nucleus. Gene Ontology annotation, biological process: cell differentiation; regulation of transcription by RNA polymerase II. Bases 1 to 816 code for a protein of 271 amino acids. Gene Ontology annotation, molecular function: DNA-binding transcription factor activity, RNA polymerase II-specific; RNA polymerase II cis-regulatory region sequence-specific DNA binding. Lineage: Eukaryota; Metazoa; Chordata; Actinopteri; Perciformes; Nototheniidae. The record is from RefSeq and is a predicted model, not a curated record.